AUGACCGGUAGAAGCUUAAGAGUUCGCAUAAGAGAAUAUUUUGGAAAUCCGGGAUGCCGUCCAGACGUAAAUCACAAAGCUCCCAUAUGUGCCGGGGGGAUCUUUUUGCAUCACGGGGAUGCCGACUCCAAGAGUGAGCAAAAAGAAGAGGUGAAUACCGUGAGCUCCGAUAGCGACCAAAGCAGUUUUGACAAUGUUGAGCUUGGGCUCAGCAACGGAAAAGUUUGGACAAAGCUGAAUUAUACCGGUCUGAAAAAAGACUCUUUCGACAAAGGGCUAGAUCGAUUGGUUGAUUUUGCUGGGUCGCAGUUGGUAUUUUUUUUCAUGUGGAUUAUCCUCAUCGUUUGGAUCAUUGUAGGGAUUAUUUACAAAGCGCCUGAUAACUGGCAAAUCGUCAUGCAGGACGGACAGUCGAUCCAAUCUUACUUCUGGGAUACGCUUUUGAUGAGACAGCAAUUAAAUAGUAGCCACGAGCACGUCUGGAUCUGUGCCAAUAUUAGGUCCCGUCUGAAAACUAUCAAGAGGUUUUGCACGACUGAGGAUCGAAAGGGAAACAAGUCAACUGCUUGUCAAGUAAAGCGCAGCGACAUUUCUGCAGCACUUCCUGUUGAAAGCUGGUACGACAGAGUGUGUUCGAAGGCUGGCGAAAUUAUCGGGUCUUUGCCCGUCAUGAUCGUAUUUUGGCUCGGCAUUUUCACUUGGGUUGGCUGCGGGGCUGUGCCAACCGCAACAGGAAACAAACCACCAUACAGCGCAAGCAAUCCUAAGAUGGCGAAAUUUAGUGAUGAGUGGCAACUCUACGUGAACACCUCGACUGCCGUUAUCAUCUUAGUGUGCUGCGUGUUCCUACAGAAUACUAGAGCCAGACACGAUAGAUUCAUUGCGAAAUUCAUCUUGGAAAUUUCAAGAAUGGACCAAGCAAUUGAGAGGCAUUUGAGAACCUAUUUUUGCGACUUUGAAACAGAUAAUCCCAAUGUCUGCAUACCAACUCACAAACGGAAUAAUCUAACGAAAUGCAUUGACUGGUAUGCCGAUGUCAUCGGUACGGGUAUCGGUGUCUGUAUUGCGGUUGGCGUCAUCGCUGUCUGGAUAGCCAUCGGGAAGCCCAUGUCCUGGAAUGGCAACUGGUGGCUCAUUAUCGGUACUUACACAGGCUUAGUCGGCUUUCUGGACGGUUUUGUUCUGAGACAGGUCUAUUUUAAGAUUGUCGUUCACGAAGAGAGCAAUUAUGCGACAGUGGCAGAGGAAGAUUACGGGCUUUUCCAAAUUUUGGGAAUUGAGCUCCCCGAUGAUUGCAUAGCAAACAUUGAUUCUUUUGCUCCUCUCAAAUCUAUCACAUAUCGCAUCUCUUGCAAGAUAAACUCGAUCUGCUCAUCUGAAUGGAGUGUCUUGGUGUCCGUUGUCAUGAUUAUAUCUCUUAUAGUGAUUGCAUCCUGUCUUCACUGGAGCGAAACGGGUCAACUGAUCUGCAACACACCUACUAUGAUUAUUGAAGCUUUUUUUCUUAUUGUUCUACUGCAGGCCCAUAAUUGGGCGGACAAAAAGCGGCGGUUACAAGUCUCGGCGCUCUAUGCCCGCAGAGUUGCUUUACUAUCAUAUGUGGAGGAGUCCUAUUCAUUAUCCCGCUGA
This is a messenger RNA of Lachancea mirantina, 1629 nucleotides long. NCBI's taxonomy places the organism in Eukaryota, Fungi, Ascomycota, Saccharomycetes, Saccharomycetales, Saccharomycetaceae. The record is from the annotation of a GenBank genome assembly.